AUGGCUACCACCGACGCACCGUUCAGAUUCUUCGACCUCCCCGGCGAAUUGAGGAACAUGAUCUACCGCCAAGCAGUCGUCACUUCCGAUGAGAAGAAUCCCAUCAUCGUCAAUGCAACCGGCUAUGCUCGAAGCGCCCUCUUACAAACCUGCAAACAAGCUUAUUCAGAAGCCUAUCGGAUUCACCAACUCGAGAACAUAUUCGAGGUGCCCAUCCUCGACCUCGAUGCAACCGCUCCGAUAAAGUUCCGCGACGUAAUGAUGUUUGCAAAGGUACGUGGAGUCCUCCACAAGAAAGACACAACGCCAUACGUGGUUGUGAUCUGGUUCACUGCCAAAAACAAGAGUGAAGGCGUCAAGCUCUGGCCAAAUCUGAUGGUUUGGCUGGAAUACGUUCAUAGAGGGCACAAUCUCCUUCACAAGUUCUUCACUAGAGACGCAUACAGGAUCUACAAUGGAGACCCGCGGGAGAUGGCCAUUAGAUUCAUCCUCGAUCGGAUGUUCCAGGAAACCAUCGAUCGGAGAAGGAUGCACUGGAGUCGGGUGGAGAGAAUUUUCCAGGAGACAGCGCGUCCGCUUCUUCGGAGAUGUACGGAAAGAUUCGCGCAAUAG
Molecule: messenger RNA, 612 nt
Organism: Ramularia collo-cygni
Lineage: Eukaryota; Fungi; Ascomycota; Dothideomycetes; Mycosphaerellales; Mycosphaerellaceae
Exons: 2
Coding region: 1-612 (203 amino acids)
Source: RefSeq, a predicted model, not a curated record